AUGGCCGCCAGUUUCGGGGAGAAACUGCUCUUAGAGGUGCAUGAGGAGGGUCUGGACGAGCUGCUACACGAUUUGAGGGCUACAUGCAAGGAGAAGCUGCCGAUCAGCAGAGCUCACUUUGGCAUCGCACCUGUGGAUGAGCUUCUACAGCUGUUCAUGCCCCCUCAAGCUGGACACUAUCAGCCACCUAUCGAGCAAGAGCAUGUCAGCGGUCAAGGCAAUCCUACCUCUCCCACGGCAGGUCAUGGACCUCCACACCUUGUCCCACCCCCCUCUAUCAGCCGGCUGUAUCCCGUGUUAGAGAUAUCCAGCACGUCCUCUGCGGCGGGGAAGUCUCAGAUAGUAUACCACUUGGCUGCAUUGGCCAUACUACCCUCCGAGUUCAACGGUAUCCCACUCGGCGGUUUUGGCUCUGCUGUAGUCUUCGUCGACACUGAUGGUCGGUUUGAUGCCGAGCGCCUACGUACCGUCGCUCGCGAAAUUAUCCAGAGCACGCUACAGACUAGAGGGGAUUCGUCUUCUCUCUCUCAUUCGAUUGAAGCUACGCUUCUCAACUCUCUGCAACAUGUUCAUGUUUUCCGUCCGCAGUCAUCUCUAGCUCUCAUCGCUACCCUGCAGUCGCUAGACACAUACCUGCUAGAUAUCUCUCGGCACGUCUCAGCCAACCGCCCAGUUCACGCUAUCGUCAUUGACAGCGCAACAGCCUUCUUCUGGCAAGACAAGCUCCAAGAUGAAAUAGCUCGCACCGAGGAUAUUGGCCGCCCCGCCGCCGACAUCGAACGCGAGCGCCUCAAGAAAGAAAGUUUCUACCUCGCAGAUGUUUACGCAGAUCUAGUGGCAGAACUCAAGCGUUUGCAGCACAUGUUCGAUUGCUCUGUCAUAUACACUACUACCUCAUUCAAUGGAAGGGCAAUUGAGAAGCAACCCGAUUUCUAUGGCUCGUAUAACAUUCUGGACACUGCAUUCCCUAAUAUGCCCUCCUUUCGGUCUCCAUUGCCCCCUCCUUGGGGCUUGUUUCCGACGCUGCGGUUAGUGGUGCAGAGGGAAGCUGUUCGUCCGUUCUCACCCAGUGCUACAGUCUCAGAGGUGCAGCGAGAAGCGCCUAUGCGGCAGGAGAUUGUUAUGAGAGCUGAGUUUGUGGGGUCGGUCAAUGGUUGGGGACGAGAGAAUUGGCCGAGAAAGCUGUUGGAAGAGCUGAAGAGGCGAGAUGAAGGCGUUUUCGGGUUUCGUGUGGGACGGGAUGGGAUUACGUUCAGUUGA
Molecule: messenger RNA, 1260 nt
Organism: Aspergillus calidoustus
Lineage: Eukaryota; Fungi; Ascomycota; Eurotiomycetes; Eurotiales; Aspergillaceae
Source: the annotation of a GenBank genome assembly